CUCAACAUCAAGCUGUUGCGUUAGGUAAACGCAAAAGCUCACGCAUAAGUACAGUACCUUCGGAAGCAAAGAAAACAACCGCUGCCUGUUAUAGAGCCCGGAAGCACCUACCGAUUUCAAUAACGAAAGCGGCCCGAGGCUUUGGUCUCACAGUGGAAACCAGUUGUGGCUUCUUCGGCAAAGGAAAUGAACGAUGUGGAUAGUAUGGGCUCGACGAACGGCGUCAGUGGGUUCGGAGACGUGGGCACGGACUUGUCGCUUGCUCUUCCAACGGACUGGCCGGAGGAGUUCCUGGGGUUUCGGAGCUUAGACGACUCCUUUCGAUGUUCGAUAUGCAAGGACUUUUAUCGAGCUGCCAUGUCCCUACCGUGCUCGCAUACUUUCUGUUCGCUAUGCAUUCGACAUCACUUGACAGUCCAGUCGGAGUGCCCGACUUGCAGGAUACAGGUCCAGGGUGUCGCUGACAUGCGGCCAAACAAAGCAUUGGACGACUGCGUUGCACAUUUUAAACUGUGCCGCUCCGCACAUCUGAAGAAGCUGACUGACUUACUGCAAAAUCGCGGCACAGCCUCCGUUGCGUGCGGGCCAUCCGCGGAUAUCGCACCUGAAUCAACGAUAUCACCGCAUUUCACGCAGUCGACGAGGCAUGACACUGUACCGGAAUCGAGCAGGAGUCAAGCGGCAGGGGAGGCGCGUCAUAGUACGAGAAUGCAGACGCGUCGGUUCGCGCAAUACGGUUCGAAUGGGGAUAGUUCUAAACCUGUGGAAGCGGCUGACCGUCCGCUGGAGAACCCACAGGAGAGGCUUCAGUCUUUGCAACCACAAGGCGAAGCUGCGGUGACAUGUCCAUUAUGUCAGAAACAGACCAAAGCGAAGGAUAUAGACCGCCAUAUGGAUUCCGCAUGUACAUACGUAUCGCAAUGGACCGUUACAGGCGUUGAUCGCAGCGUUGGCGGUUUCUCGCCUCAAUCAACCCACACCAGCAAACGAGCAACAACGACAAUAAGGCGCUCAAAAGCAUCAGUCCCAUACGCUCUCUACAACGACACUAAACUCCGCAAACUCCUUAAAGACGAAGGCCUCACCACCACCGGCGACCGGCAAACGCUCAUCAAACGGCACACUGAGUGGGUCAAACGCUACAACGCCAACAUCGACGAAGGCAACCCAAAAAGUACGAAAGACAUUCUGCGGGACUUGAAGGACUGGGAACGGACGAGCACCAUCGCACAGCCGGCGCCGUUUACGAGCACGGCAGGACACGAGGAGACAAGGCAGACGGAGGCGGAACGGAUGAAUCACGCGAUGAAGUAUCAGCAUCAUUACGAGGAUAUGAUUGAGAAUUUGAGGAAGCGGAAGCGGGAGGGGACGCAGACAGGUUAGAGAUUCGGCGACCGUGGUGUGAUGAGCUAGCUGUCUUUCGCUUAUGAACGUAUAGGAGAGGGCUUAUCUGGCGUACUUAUCGUUGCUCGCUUCUCUGCUCUGCAGGUGGACGCCCACCAGACCCGCCGGUUGCUGUGAGAGACGAGGACACGUAGGCUGGGAGAAACUAUGUGAGGCUGUCUGAACCAUAUAUAUAGGCCAACACAUCCCUUCCUUUCCUCGUCGUCGCGUUGUAUAGAUUGAGUUUGCCUGUGAAUGGCGUAUGGCAUAACUCCGCCUCUAGAAUUUUGGGUACUUACAAUAAACCUUGCAACCAC
Fimicolochytrium jonesii is the source of this 1700-nucleotide messenger RNA. RefSeq lists its product as uncharacterized. The coding region runs from base 187 to 1383 and encodes 398 amino acids. Gene Ontology annotation, molecular function: single-stranded DNA binding; ubiquitin protein ligase activity. NCBI's taxonomy places the organism in Eukaryota, Fungi, Chytridiomycota, Chytridiomycetes, Spizellomycetales, Powellomycetaceae. The record is from RefSeq and is a predicted model, not a curated record. The transcript has 5 exons. Gene Ontology annotation, cellular component: Rad6-Rad18 complex; nucleus. Gene Ontology annotation, biological process: protein monoubiquitination; DNA damage tolerance.